AUAAUUUUAUAGUAGUCAUCAUGCUAUUCCACGAAGAAUAAUUCUCUUCUCUUCAUGUGGAAUUCGCAGUAGCCAUGAAAAAGAAAAUCACAGAAUUUCGGCAGCAUGAGGCAUGAGCAAAACAAAACUCAUGAGAACAAAGCCUGAAGUCUGUCAUUAAAAAUUGCAGUCAAACACUCAAACUCGUGGCACAAAGCAAAAUGUCCAAAUGGGAAUUAAAUAAAAAAAAAAAUUGAUGGUUCAAUUUGAUAAUCUCAUAUAUUUAUACGUAUUUAAUAUUAUAUUGCACGUAUAACCUUGAGAUCCCAUACGAGGAGUAUCGCAGUCUGCAGCCACUGGUUCGCGUAUUUCCUUGCUCUUUUCAUUAAUGUUAGCUAUUUAUUUUUGGUGUUGAGCGAUGUGUGACGUUAAGUGCAAGCAAAGAGCACAACUUUGCGUUUGCGGAGCAUAAUGAUGUGAUGAUUUUACGACUUUAUUUUGAUAUUUGGAUUUUGGGUCUUCAAAAAGAAAAAGAAAAAAAAUCAGCGAAAUUCGGCUGGGGUUUCGGAGGUCGCUGUCCCAAUUCCCCAGUUUACGUGUUCCUGUGUUGAGCUUCCUACGAAGGAUGCAGAACCUUCUUCCGAGGAAUGAUCUUGUGCUGGAAUUCUAAAAAUGGCUGUCUGUGAAAUGAGCAAGUUCUCCAAGCUUCGAUUAUGGCUUCUGUUUGUGAAGUUGCAAGAGAGAUGUUAGAGACAGAAAGGGUAAGAUUUUUGGGUAUUUUGGCAUCUGAGUUCAUUUAUAUUCACUCCUCUUUGUAUAUAGCAAUGCGGUAAUUGCUGAAAUCGGCGUUCUUGUCUGAAUUCGAUUGUUGCCGCUGUGAGUUCAAAAUUAUAACAUUUUAGAUCUAUUUUUUUUUUCCCUGUUCGAGUUUGGAAAACUGGGAAUUGGGAUUACUUUAACUCACGUCGGGAUUGGUGAUCUUGGUUUUGUUUUUUUUGGGUAUUUUUGUAACGUAGUGUAUUGCUCCGACGUGUUUGGUGAUUUGGGUUUUCGCCGAGAAAGUGUUUGGUGAUCUGGGUUUUUGCUUCGAGGAGGGUUUAUGAGGUUGGGGACAGCGUUCGGUGACUGGGUGGUUGGGAAAUUUAUUCAUUUUAGUGACAGACAGGUUGGAGAUAUGGGUUUUGCUAAGAAUUGAAACUGAUGAAUGGGUUUUGCGUUGGAUUUGGAUUUUGUUGGGAAAUGUUGGAUUUGUUAUAAUUUCAAGAAGAGCUAUUAGAUUCUGGCGCUGCGAAUAUAUCGCUUUGUUUAACUUGUCUGUGAUCUGUCUGUUCUAUCCAUUUGGUGUCUAUAAUAAGAUGGCGAGCGCAUCGUCAUCUCCCACUUCUUCACCUUCAGCCGUUCCACCGGCUUCCACCACUACUCCUCCGGCUUCCACCACCCGUCCUCCAGCUUCCACCUCUCCUCCUCCGGCUUCCACCACUCCUCCGCUGCAACCUACUUCUCCUUCCCCUGAACCACCCACAACUUCUCCACCUCCAGACGUUCGUGCAACUGCUCCUUCUCAGACCAAUGCCACUCUGCGGGCACCUGCAACCCCAGCAACUCCAUCUUUGCCACCUACGGCGGUAGUUCCUCCCCCGGCGUCCCUCUCACCCCCACAAUCCCAACCAUCUUCAUCAUCACCACCCCCUUCUCCCAGUACUUUGUCAUCGGCACCUACAGCCUCCCCUCCUCCCCCUCCUUCUCCUCCUCAAUCUGUGUCUCCUCCGCCCCCAGCUCCUUUGAAUGCUCUACCUCCUUCAAUCGCCAAUUCUCCACCACCAUUGUCAUCAAAGCCACCAGAAAACUCACCACCACCUCCAUCUAAUCCUCCAGUAAGUUCACCUCCACCACCAUCUAAUCCCCCACCAUCAGCAAAGCCACCAGCAAGUUCACCUCCACCACCAUCUAAUCCCCCACCAUCAGCAAGGCCACCAGAAAGUUCACCUCCACCUUCAUCAACAAUGCCACCCGAAAAUUCAGCUUCACCACCUACAUCCAACCCACCAAAGUCCCCUGAAAAUUCACCAUCAUCCCAAUCACCACUACCUUCAAAGUCGCCUGAAAAUUCACCCCCACCAUUGGCAACUGAGCCUCCUCAUAGAUCACCGCCCCGACCUGCAUCUAGCCCACCUAAAAAUUCAUCUCCUCCACAAGCAUCAAAUCCACCCACUAAGUCAGCCCCAUCUCCCAGGCUUACCCCUCCUGCUUCCUCUGUUCCUCAACAAGCACCUCCCCCAUCAAUUUCUCCUCCAAAAGCAUCACCGCCACAAUCAAUAAUACAAAUGGCACCACCUCCUCCAUCAGUUGUUUCACCUCCAUCUUCUUCUGUCUCUCCUCAAAAUCCUGUUCCACCGGUGGCAGAAAAUCCAACAUCAAACAACUCUAGUCAAAAUUCAAGCUCUUCAAAUAAUGGAGGCAUCAAUGCUAGACUUGCAGCAGCAAUUGGUGCAGGGGUUGGAAUAUUAAUAUUGCUCAGUCUCAUUGCAAUUAUCUGGUUUCUGAGGAGGCAAAAGAAAAAAAAUUCUGGACUUAAUGGUGGCUAUGUUAUGCCAUCUCCAUUGGGCUCCUCUCCAAAAGCAGAUUCACCUGUUUCAAAGACACAUUCUUCAGUUCCCCUUAUAGGAAGUGGUUCUGGGAGUGAUUUUGCAUACAUGCCAUCAGAGCCAGGUGGUUUAGGCAAUUCAAGGUCAUGGUUUGAAUAUGAAGAACUAGUGAAGGCUACAAAUGGGUUUUCAGAUCAGAAUCUUUUGGGUGAAGGUGGAUUUGGUUCUGUUUAUAGAGGAUGUCUACCGGACGGGAGAGAAAUAGCAGUGAAGCAGCUAAAAGUUGGUGGAGGACAGGGGGAGCGUGAAUUUAAAGCUGAAGUUGAGAUCAUUAGUCGCAUACACCAUCGCCAUUUGGUUUCACUUGUUGGUUAUUGCAUUUCUGAUAACAGAAAGCUUCUUGUGUAUGACUAUGUCCCAAACAACAAUCUCUACUUCCAUCUCCAUGGGGAAGGCAGGCCGGUUAUGGACUGGGCAACCCGAGUUAAGGUUGCUGCUGGUGCAGCUCGUGGAAUAGCCUAUCUCCAUGAAGAUUGCCAUCCUCGGAUUAUUCAUAGGGAUAUUAAGUCAUCAAACAUCCUUUUAGAUGACAACUUUGAAGCUCGGGUUUCGGAUUUUGGGCUCGCAAAAUUAGCUCUGGAUGCAAAUACACAUGUAUCCACACGUGUUAUGGGGACCUUUGGAUACAUGGCCCCUGAAUAUGCAUCAAGUGGCAAAUUGACCGAGAAAUCUGAUGUGUACUCCUUUGGAGUUGUACUCCUGGAGCUAAUUACUGGACGAAAGCCAGUGGAUACAUCUCAACCUUUGGGCGAUGAGAGUCUAGUUGAAUGGGCUCGUCCUUUGCUUAAUCAUGCACUCGACAAUGAAGUUUUUGAAGAUUUGGCAGAUCCAAGGUUUGAGAAAAACUAUGUUCAAAGUGAAAUGUUCCAAAUGAUUGAGGCCGCCGCAGCUUGCGUGCGACAUUCAGCUGCAAAGAGACCACGAAUGGGACAGGUGGCACGUGCUUUUGACAGUAUAGUUGCCUCUGAUCUUACCAAUGGAAUGAGAUUGGGUGAAAGUGAAGUGUAUGACUCUGCACUACAUUCUGCAGAGAUUAGAUUGUUUCGGAGAAUGGCAUUUGGUAGUCAGGAGUACUCUACCGAUUUUUUCAGCCACGGAAGCUUGAAUUAGGAGGGAUGGCAGAAAUUUUGGGUUAGAAUUGAAUCAUGAAGCAAAUGGGUUUGAUGACACAAGAUGUUGCCCUGUUAAUGCAGGGGUGAUUCACUUCAGAGGCACUGAUUUGCCUCCCCCUCAGGCCCGACCUGGUUAGAUGUAGAUACUGACAUUCAAGUCUUUAAUUAGAUUUUGUAGCUAGGUUCCUUCUCAGCUUACAUAUAAUUUAUGAAUGUUGUCUUUUCAACAAUUUUGUUUUGUAAGUAAAACAUGCCAAUUUUUGUUUGGUGGUAUUAAUAAAGUUAAUAUUCAUUGUUUAUUUUA
Malania oleifera is the source of this 4040-nucleotide messenger RNA. RefSeq names its product proline-rich receptor-like protein kinase PERK9. Gene Ontology annotation, molecular function: protein kinase activity; ATP binding. Bases 1335 to 3734 code for a protein of 799 amino acids. Gene Ontology annotation, biological process: protein phosphorylation. The transcript has 8 exons. Lineage: Eukaryota; Viridiplantae; Streptophyta; Magnoliopsida; Santalales; Ximeniaceae. The record is from RefSeq and is a predicted model, not a curated record.